CCAGAGUCCUCGCCCCGACUCUGGCGACAGCGCUGAGGGCGGGCCCCUCGCGCCCCAGCUCGCCCCCUCCCUGCACAAGGCGCGGCGGCCGAGGAGGCCCACGAGCCGUCCCCGCGGGAACCCGCCGGGCGAUGGGGACCCUCCUCGCGUCCGGCCAGUCCAAUACAACGUCUCGCUCUCCAAAAUCGUUUUUAAUUUUUAAACGAUAUUUGGCUUAGGAAGACUCCAUAAAGUUAGGCAAAUCUGGAGUCUAAAUUAAGACUCCGGGUACUAGGGCAUGUCCCGGGGUCACGGAGAACGCCUGGCGGCCACAGUACGAUCAAAUCGUGGCUUGCCGAGCGGCCUCUGAGAAAUUUAACUCCGGCAAUUUGUGAUGAAGUCUCAGCACCUGGGGUCUCAUUUGCCCCGGAAUCCGCUUUCCUCUGCGUUUAAGAAAAUGUUCGCGUGCGUCUGGCGCAGGAUGAGCGCUGAUAACCGAAAGAUGCCAUUGGACCGCGCUGGGUGGGCGCCGAAGGCACCUCGGGUACCCAGCACCACAAGACCAGGAAGUAAUCCAUCAUCCCGGGCCAACCCAGGCGCUUCCUUACUCUCCCUGGAAGGUUCUAGACCUCCCAUUUCAGCCCCAGGGGCCGGCAGGGGAGCCCUGGCCUGGCAGGCGCAGCGCCUUUAAGGACCCGACCUACCGGUCAGGUGACCAGGCCGUCGCUUAGCAACAGGACGCCGCGCCGACCCGCGGGGCCCCGGCUGCGGAGAGGCUGUUUCCUGCCUUCUCUUUCUUCCCCGACUCAGCAGCUCGGGUGGACGGAGGCGAAAUGUCGGACGGGAACCCCCAAGAGUGCGCCGAGCCCGUGGAGGCCAAGGCCCAGGCCCCCCCGGAGAAAACCAGCGACUACUACUGUGUACACGAGGACCUGCCGGUCAGGUUCAACAACCCCGCGUGGUUUCGGGGCUACAGGAGCAAGGAGCCCGCCUCAGUGUACAGGACCAGUAACCAAACUUACGGGAGCCGGGCCCCCACGGUGCAUGAGAUGCCGAAAGUAUUUUAUCCAAAUUCGAAUAAAUUUUCCAGACAACUUGCAGCAGGUGGAAUGUUCCAGAACAAUACUUUCAACGUCUUCAUGGAGAAGAGCAUCGUGACGGGUCCCGACAACUACAUCACCUCCUACGACCGGCUCAACUUCCACCCCAGUUACAACGUCAACAAGCCGUCCAUCUGCCACUGAGGGCGGCUGGAGAACCACUCCCGGGUCCUGACUCCAGCAGUGGCCACCUGGAGAAGUGUCAUCCCGGAUCUUUGAUAAUCUGCCCAACUGUAAAGAUGCGGCCUUCAGCCUUCAGUGCUUUCCCUGAAAGUAUUUUUCCUCUCUAGAUCAGAAAAGUAUGCAAACGGGGCUGUAAUGUCCUGCUUUCUCUAUUUUACAUCUAGAUGGAAAAGAUGCUCACGCUUGAGUUUCCAUUAAAAGUGCUGCCACACCCUGAA
Molecule: messenger RNA, 1480 nt
Organism: Equus quagga
Lineage: Eukaryota; Metazoa; Chordata; Mammalia; Perissodactyla; Equidae
Gene: PIERCE1
Product: piercer of microtubule wall 1
Biological process (GO): axoneme assembly
Cellular component (GO): axonemal microtubule
Source: RefSeq, a predicted model, not a curated record